This is a messenger RNA of Copidosoma floridanum, 2581 nucleotides long. It is a transcript of the gene casp, whose product is annotated as Fas associated factor casp. Gene Ontology annotation, biological process: ERAD pathway. Gene Ontology annotation, molecular function: ubiquitin binding. Lineage: Eukaryota; Metazoa; Arthropoda; Insecta; Hymenoptera; Encyrtidae. Gene Ontology annotation, cellular component: nucleus; endoplasmic reticulum. The record is from RefSeq and is a predicted model, not a curated record.
GACCCAUGUAGGGUAUACCUAUGUAGCAUCUCUGCGCCAACAUUUUUAUAACAUCGUCAUCCUUCGUCUAGAUCUAGAACUCAAACACCAGCUGCACGAUAAGGUAUGUGUAUUUGAGAAAGAGAACGCGAGUUGAGUUGUGUGCGCGACUGCGACGCCGUUUUCGAGAAUUCGAGAGACAGAGAAAAGUGUACAGGAACACCACGAGCAUCAGUACGGUCGAGACCAUAUCGUCAUCAUCAUCAGAGAGGAAAAAACAGAUAGAGAGUAGGGGGAGAGGAAGACAACACGUGCUGCCUGGAGGCAAGGAUGGACGCCGUCAAUCGCGAUGUCAUCCUCGCGGACUUUCAGGCUUGCACUGACAUCGACGACGUUGGCCUGGCGAUUUUGCACCUGGAAACAUCGAACUGGGACCUGCUGGCGGCAAUCAACAAUGCCAUGCCACAGAAUUCACAGCAGUUGCCGUCUGAGAUGAACCGGGAUGUGGAAAUGAUCGAUGAAAUCAAGCCUCGCCAACCAAUAGUCUGCAGUCCCUCCGAAGACAUUGUUGAAGUCAUGCCUGGGACAAGUAGUAACAACUCGAGGAUGAACACCAGGGUUCAGGCAAACUUGGCGCGCACAAAAACGCUUCCAAAGCAACUCAUGUUUACUGUGCACUACCAGUCCUCCGUUUAUCCCGUCGACAUAAAAGAUACUUGCACACUAGGGGACUUAAAAAUACUAAUAUACAGUCUCACAAAAGUCGCACCGUGUCAGCAACAAUUGCACGGAUGGAAAAAAGAGCCUAAAGACGAUGAUACUGUUUUAAAGUCCCUCGACUUGCCGCGUGAGAAUGACUUGUACAUGUCGUCUGUGUCGGAAAUAGGAGACACGGCUUCGCCAGCAGUUAAACUGUCAGACCGCGCAGCCAGUACGUUUCGACUAAAAAUAAAGGAUGAAGUUAAAUGUACAACUUAUGACCUAAAUUUCCCUGGCACAACGACGAUUCAAGAUUUGAAGAGCAACAUAUACACGCUCAACGAGGUACCAGUUAGGUAUCAAGUGUGGAAAGGAUGGCCGCCGCAAGUUAAAAACGACGCGGUGACAUUGGCGGGCAGCGGUAUUCCUAUUUCGGGUAGCACACUCUCUGUUUCUAAAUUAUCAUCUACAAAGGAGACGAAAAAGGAACUGGUUAAUCUCAUCGACACAGACAGCUCUCCUGAGGAAGACAACGAUGAUUUUGAAGAUGUGCCAGAAUCGUUCCAAAUGGACGAUGAUAUUUUUAUCGAUCAAGUUCAAACUUCGAAAAUUCAACACUUAAUUCCCGAUCACGUUGAUGACGAAGUUGUUGGUACGUUACAUUUCUUGGAAGAGUACAAAAAGCGAUAUGGACCAAAUCACCCUAACUUUUUUACCGGCACCCUUGAAGACGCGAUGGCAGAAUCUUGCUCCAAGCCACCGAGAGAUAGAAAGUUAUUAGCAGUAUACUUACAUCACGACAACAGUAUCUUGGCGAACGUCUUUUGUACACAAUUAUUAGGCUUUGAAACAGUUUUGCAACUUCUGUCGGCUAAUUUUGUAGUUUGGGGAUGGGAUUGCACUUACGAAUCCAAUAAACAAAGAUUCUUGACUUCGAUUCAACAAUUAUUAGGAUUAGGCGUACACACGACUGUCAGGGGUAUCGAUGUUGAUACUAUGCCUGUGAUGAUUAUAAUUAUGCGAUCUAGAUCCAACACAGAUAUUUUCACCAUUGUUCAUGGAAAUGUCGGAGUUAACGAACUACUUACUAACCUUAUAGAAGCUGUAGAUGUGUUCCAGGAACAAAGACAAAAUGACGUUGAAUUUGAAGACGAGCGGCAAGCUAGAGAAAGAGUCAAAGAAGAACAAGACCAAGCCUACUAUGAGAGUUUAGCUGCUGACAGAGCCAAGGAGAAACGCAAGCAACUACAAGAGAAAAUUGAGAAGGAAAAGAAAGAACGAGCAGAAAACGAGAGACUUGCUGAUCAAGCCAAGAAAGAGGCUCGCAGGUUGGCUGUAGAAUCGUGUUUAACAGAUGAACCGUCGGAAGACGCGCCAGGUGUUUUAAAGAUAAAGAUACGCCUUCCGUCUGGCAAGUUCUUGGAGCGAAGGUUUACCAAGAACGCUAAGCUCCAGACAGUUUUGAAUUUUUUGAUUGUUAAGAACUAUCCCACGGAAGACUACAAGUUGAUCAGCUGGCCCAGAAGGGAUCUCACAAGUAUAGACACGAAUCAGACGCUAAAUGAAUUGAAUUUCUCCCCACAAGAGACCUUAAUCUUGGAGGAGCGAUAAAUACCCGGAGUUUAAACUUGAAUUAAAUUCGAAAUUUAACAGAACUGAGCAUUGUUCGUGUACCGAGUAUUUAUUAAACAAUUUUCUUAGUUGGAUAAAAAUAAAAAAUUUUUUGUCUGUUUACUAAACAACUACGUUUGUAUGCAGUGCUCUUUUUAUACAUACAGUAAUACCAAGUGGUGAACGUAGUUCUUUUAUAAAGAUAAAUUUCGCGAAUAAUGAUUUUCAUGCAUGGAAAAUUGUACAAUUCAAAUUAACAAAAUGAAUAAAUUAGAUUGUAAAGAUCGUUAAA